Ilex paraguariensis (yerba mate) is the source of this 280-nucleotide messenger RNA. The record is from the annotation of a GenBank genome assembly. NCBI's taxonomy places the organism in Eukaryota, Viridiplantae, Streptophyta, Magnoliopsida, Aquifoliales, Aquifoliaceae.
UCCUCCCCCACCAAUAGAAACUACAAGAGAUAGAGUUGAGAAAGAGGAAGAAGAUGAGAGACAACGUGUUGAGGAUAUCUAUAAUGCAUAUGAUCAAUUAUGUGAAGAAUUUCUCAAGCAAAAGAAGAGAGUGCUAUCAUUGAGUUCGAGUCUCAACACAAACGAAGAAAAGAAGAAAGCACUCCAUGUUGAAUUAGUGAAGUCCAAAGCUCAUAUUUGUAUGCUUGAAGAGAAUAAGUCCUUGAAGAACAAUUUGGACUUUUCGGAGAGAGUUUCAUAG